Molecule: messenger RNA, 931 nt
Organism: Priapulus caudatus
Lineage: Eukaryota; Metazoa; Priapulida; Priapulimorpha; Priapulimorphida; Priapulidae
Product: ribonuclease P protein subunit p29-like
Exons: 3
Coding region: 213-905 (230 amino acids)
Biological process (GO): tRNA 5'-leader removal; rRNA processing
Cellular component (GO): ribonuclease P complex; ribonuclease MRP complex
Molecular function (GO): ribonuclease P RNA binding
Source: RefSeq, a predicted model, not a curated record
UUGAAUUUUUAGAUGUUUAGACAAACAAAGAAUGUGGACCAGGCAGGCAGCAUUGAGCUUGUACAAAGCAUUACUGAGGAAAGAAGGGCUACAGCCUCCUGCAGCGAAGCCGGCUCGUUUAACCCACGCUACAGGAUAUACACCGCGCACAACCCUACUGGCGUAUCCGGCUUCUGUCUUGUUCUACGCUGUUCUGGCAACACACAGACAACAUGAGCACUCCCACGCAAGAUUCCGCUGUGUACAGUGAGCUGCCAGCGGGUGUUAAGCGACAGGCCACCCAGCUUAAACUGGCUGACGACGUGAGAGACGGCAGUGCCUAUCUAAGCAGCUUCCUACGCCGACAUGUCGCCCCACGAAAUCUAGCCACAGCGGCUGCAGCAAACGAUGCUCACCAGGUGGUGCUCCUUGACACAGUCGUGCCGAAGAAGCGGCCCUCGUCUCUCCAGAAGAAGGGCCGCCGCCAGCUGAAUGCGCGCGAGCGUCGCGGCGUUGACUGCUUCGCCGCCUCGACCGCGCGGCAGACGUACCGCACACACGUGCCGCUGCACACGCUGUGGCGCGGCUACAUGCGCUCGCUGCUGCAGCUAGAGCCGAGCCGCGCGCUCGCCGCCGACGCGCAGCACAGGCUGCUGAAAGCCGACUACCACGGCUGCGUGCUGACGGUGGCGCGCUCACGCUGCCCGUCGCUCGUCGGCGUUGCCGGCAUCGUGCUGCAGGAGACGCGCUGCACGUGGCGGCUGGUGACGCGCGAGGACCGGCUCGUCACCGUGCCGAAGGCGACGUGCGUGUUCACCUUCGAGCUCGAAGGUCACGUCGUGACGCUCUACGGCAAGCACUUCGUGCACCGGCCCGCGGACCGAUGCUCGAAGAAGUUUAAGAGCAAGGCCACUAUUGAUCUGUAGCAGGGGGCUGCCCUGUACUGUAACAU